AUGGCUACAUUGGUACUAACAUCGUUAAGAAACAGCAUUCUCUCUCUUUUCUUACAUGUCCUGGCAUUCUCAUUCUCUGUUCGAGGACGACCAGCGACUUUUCUGCAGGACUUUCGGAUAACAUGGUCCGACUACCAUAUCCGGCAAAUCAACAGAGGGAGGGCCAUUCAACUAGUUUUAGACCAAAGUGCAGGAUGUGGGUUUGCUUCCAAGAGUCGGUACUUGUUUGGACGUGUUAGCAUGAAGAUCAAACUCAUUCCUGGGGACUCUGCGGCACUGUUACAGCCUUUUAUGUGCAUGAAUUCGGACACAAAUACAAUACGUGACGAACUGGAUUUUGAAUUCUUGGGGAAUCGGACGGGGCAGCCUUACACUGUUCAAACCAAUAUUUAUGCCCAUGGAAAGGGCGUUAGGGAACAAAGGAUCAAUCUCUGGUUUGAUCCUGCUGCAGAGUUCCACAUUUACUCAAUUCUAUGGAACCGUCAUCAUGUUGUUUUCUAUGUGGAUGAAGUGCCAAUUAGGGUUUACAAGAACAACGAAGCCAGAGGAAUUCCAUUCCCAAAGUUCCAACCAAUGGGAAUCUACUGCACACUCUGGGAAGCAGAUGACUGGGCUACAAGGGGUGGACUUGAGAAAAUAGAUUGGAGGAAAGCUCCAUUUUAUGCAUACUACAAAGACUUUGAUAUCGAGGGAUGUCCAGUGCCAGGGCCAAGAACAUGUGCUUCAAACCCUAAUAACUGGUGGGAGGGAGCUGCCUACCAGCAACUGAGCCCCGUUGAAGCGAGAAGUUAUCAAUGGGUUCGCAUGAACCACAUGAUCUACGAUUACUGCACCGACAAAUCACGGUACCCGGUUACCCCACCAGAGUGUGUAGCCAGAAUAUAA
Molecule: messenger RNA, 885 nt
Organism: Ilex paraguariensis (yerba mate)
Lineage: Eukaryota; Viridiplantae; Streptophyta; Magnoliopsida; Aquifoliales; Aquifoliaceae
Source: the annotation of a GenBank genome assembly